Molecule: messenger RNA, 594 nt
Organism: Rhagoletis pomonella (apple maggot)
Lineage: Eukaryota; Metazoa; Arthropoda; Insecta; Diptera; Tephritidae
Exons: 1
Coding region: 1-594 (197 amino acids)
Cellular component (GO): mitochondrion
Source: RefSeq, a predicted model, not a curated record
AUGCUGCGGCAAUCCUCGAGGCUUGCAAAUUUUCCACAAAGUGUUCUGAAAAAUCUUCCGCUAAAGCCGGGUCAAUUAAGACGUUAUAUAGCAGACAAAUGUUGUCCAUCAGGAGCGACUAAAAGCACAAAGACCUCUAAAGAUAAACAAGAUGCAACGGAUUCUGUGUCUCCAUUAAAAAAUGAUGCCUUCAAUCCACCAGACUUCCUUCCAAUUAAAGCCUACCGGCCACUCUGCGAUCCAAAUGAGUUGUUCGGGCCGGGUGCGCACAAAUGUAAGGAAUACAAAAAUCCAGAGUAUUAUGCCUACCAUCGAUUCUCGUUUUUUGAACUUCAGAAUGCCACAUUAGAGAUUGCUAAAUAUGCAGAAGGUGGAGUGCUUUACGAAGCUGAAAGUGGAUCAGAAGCUGAGGAUGAAUGUACAGAUGGUGAUGAUGCAGAAGGUGGCAUGGAGGUGGCGAAAGAUGGCGUGAAGGAGGCAAAGGAGUGUAAAGAGAGCAAUGAUGAAAUGAAAAAGAGAAUAGCUAAAAUCGGCGAAGUCAAGAAAGCGGUGGAUGAAAAGGAGCAAAAGGAUAACGAAAAUUGUGAGAAGUGA